AAAUCAACCAGCGGGCACUGCUCAACAAGCGCCUACGGCCACUUGAGAACAACUGCGAUCCUAGUCGCCGCGCAAAUCCUGUGGAUCUCCAAACUCCUCAGGACGAUCCCCUAUGAUACGCACCUGCAGAGAACCUGCAGCAACUGCCUCCACCACACCCCAGACAAACCCUCGAUUCCAAAAACUUACAACCCCCCUCUUCCUACUGGCAAAAAGGGACAAGGGGUUUAAUUGAGAGGGAGGGAAAGUAGGAAUGUUAAACAGAAGACUAGAGGCGUGUGCACAAGUACAAAUGCAAAACCAUUGCUAAGCUGGCUAGGGAGUUACCGGGCGCUGUGCGCGUCGCAAUGAGGGUGCUCAUGCACAAUACCCAAGAGGAGGUGCUUGAGCAGUCACAGCAGUGUGAGGAUCACGUUGGAAGAUGCCACACAGAGGCCAGGGAGAAGGGACGGGAGGGGGUAUUUGUGAUGAGAAGGGGGCACAUGGUUAUUUGGAAACAGGGAAGGGGGAGGAAUAGGUUGAGGUUGUAUUGUGCUGUUUGCAGAUUCUUUCCUGUUUCUUGCUUGCAAGUUAGGGAGAUAGUACUGACGGUAGAGGGUGUAGUAUAGGUACCAGUAAACCCCACGGACCUUGUCACUGAGACCUUCGAACCCGUUGGUAUCACAUUUCACCCUGUAGCUGCGAGCAUGAGCCACGAUUGCACCCCCAAUGCCAUCGUGCUCUUCGACCACCGGGUCCCCUGAGUCUAUGCGCUAGAAGACAUACCUGCGAACGCUGAAGUCCUGAUAUCAUACAUUGACAAUACAAUGCCUUGCGAACGCCGCCAGCUGGAACUGUCAGAGAAGUACUUCUUCGCCUGCGCCUACUCGCCCUGCGGUCGCACGGCCAGCCACGGACCGGUUCCUCCGUGCCUGGUGGGGGGUCGGAAUACCAUCGCGCGGAGCGGUACUUUGCAAUAAAUGUUGCACGAGCAUUCCUGGUGACCGCAGAUGUAGAUGUGCUCGAGCAGACAGCUUGGUCCAUACCCGACUCAGAUAAGAGUAAAGCAAUGAUCUCCAGCUUGAGGCACCCGCACAAGUGGCCUAUUUGGCCGUUACCCCGGCAGCCCUUGGCCGCUCUACGCCUAGCGCUUGUGCAGAGCGAAUACAUCCCGCCCAGAAAUUUGGAACGGGCUCUACUACGCCACUUACUGGUCCACUGACGCCUAGACCCAGUAUCCUACCAGCAGAGGUUCUACCCUAUACGAGUCGUGGACGGGUUCAAGCUUGCAAACUUGCUCUCGCAGAUUCUGGGAGUAGAUUACAGGAAGGUUGAUUGGAGGCUUCUUAGGGAGUGUGCUGCGCAGGUGGGGUGGAGUCAUGGUGGCGGUGUUGUGUUUGCUGGCGUGGUUUCUAGGAGGAGGGAGAAGGUGAGAAGGGAUUUGGAGAAGGAGCAUUAGAGGGGAUUGAUAGGGGUGAGGUUGGAGGAUAUUGUCCUUGAGGCGGAAGUGGAGAAGAUUGUUAGUAUGGUGGAGGAUUUGACUAAGGAGCUUCAGAGG
Messenger RNA from Tuber aestivum (summer truffle), 1537 nucleotides. The record is from the annotation of a GenBank genome assembly. NCBI's taxonomy places the organism in Eukaryota, Fungi, Ascomycota, Pezizomycetes, Pezizales, Tuberaceae.